This is a messenger RNA of Mollisia scopiformis, 978 nucleotides long. RefSeq lists its product as uncharacterized. NCBI's taxonomy places the organism in Eukaryota, Fungi, Ascomycota, Leotiomycetes, Helotiales, Mollisiaceae. The transcript is spliced from 4 exons. Bases 1 to 978 code for a protein of 325 amino acids. The record is from RefSeq and is a predicted model, not a curated record.
AUGUCAGGAUCCAAGCAAACGACGAAGACCGAGGAGACUAGUCCAGAUGGCAAGACCGAGGGAGAGUAUCUCAAAGAUAUCGAGAUGUGCGAGAGGAAGAUCAUGAAAGCAGCUUUUGAUCUGUUGAAGAACAACUAUGAUCGGUACAUGGCCGUCGUUCGAGGCGUAGAGGAUGCCCCUGGAUGGGAUAUCCUUACUCGUUUGAAUCUUCACGCAGAGCUAAUCAGCAAGGCGUGCUUGGAAAUUAUCCACUCGGACAUCCUGGACGCAGGCCCUGAAACCCUCAGAGCGGCGAAGAAACAUAUCAUGAAGAUCACAGAUUUCCUCCGCACCAUCUCAGGAAAGGAGUAUGACGACAUCAAGGCUGAAUACAUCAGUGGACAGGAUCCUAGCAUUGGAUUGAUGUACAAUGAGGAGUUGGAACAAUUGAAACAAAGCAAUAAGUUGGACCAGGAUGAAUUCAAGGCUUGCAAGAAAGAAGCAACGAGCUUGCAACUUGAGGUUCAUGAGCUCAGGAAGGCUUUGCUUUGUACCAGGGACCGAAAGUGGAAGAUCAUCAUUGAUGCUCGAAAGCGGAUCAUCAAGCAGCUGUUGGAGAAGUUUAAUGAUGUCCAUGCUGAGCGCAAGGAUAUUUCCGAGAUGUCAGGGGGCGUCUCCAAAGGCGAAGUAUUCCAAUUCUGGCCUGAAGACAGGAAUGUCGCUAUGUCUGUUGCCAGACAUGAUCGAUACAAUAACCUGCCUGAGGAGAUCUCAGAUGAGAAGUUGGUGGAAGACAUGACGCAUGGUGUCAAGGAACUCCUCAUCGAUUACGAAAACAUUUACCAGGCUUUCGAAAAGUAUCUGCGCCAGACUAUUGAGAGCAAGCGAACAAGUGGUAUGCACUCUCGCCUUGAGAACUCGUUGCAAAAGAUGAGAGCUUGCAAGCUAGGCAAAGAUGCCGAUUUCAAGCUCUUUGACGCUCGAAUCACCUCUGAAUAA